ACUUCACCCGAACAACAAGAUCUGAUUUCUCUGAGGACGAAGGAACCAACGUUUUACAGAUCUAAACUCCAUGGCGGCACCCGAUCACUUGUUCAAUCUUCGUAACCACUUCUACUUGGGCGCCUUUCAGUCCGCCAUCAACAACAGCGACAUCCCAAACCUCCCCCAAGAGGACGCCGUGGAGCGCGACUGCCUCGUCUAUCGCUCGUACAUUGCUCUCGGCAGCUACCAGCUUGUGGUCAAUGAGAUCGAUGACUCUGCCGCUACGCCUCUCCAAGCUGUGAAGUUGCUUGCUCUGUAUCUCUCAAAUCCUGACAAUAAGGAAUCAACAAUUUCAAGUUUAAAGGAGUGGUUGGCAGAUCCAGCCAUUGGAAACAACUCCACUUUGCGAUUGAUUGCUGGGAUCAUAUUCAUGCAUGAGGAAGAUUAUAAUGAGGCUCUCAAGCACACAAAUGCUGGGGGGACUAUGGAGCUACAUGCAUUGAAUGUCCAAAUAUUCCUUAAGAUGCACAGAUCUGAUUAUGCAGAGAGACAGCUGCGUGUUAUGCAACAGACUGAUGAGGAUCACACACUAACUCAACUUGCAAGUGCAUGGUUGAAUUUGGCAGUGGGUGGUUCCAAGAUACAGGAAGCAUAUCUUAUCUUUCAAGAUCUCUCUGAAAAGUACCCAAUGACAGGGUUGAUCUUGAAUGGAAAGGCUGUUUGCUGCAUGCACAUGGGGAACUUCGAUGAAGCUGAGACACUGUUGCUUGAAGCGCUCAACAAGGAUGCAAAAGAUCCAGAAACUUUAGCCAAUCUGAUUGUAUGCAGCCUUCACCUCGGUAAAUCAUCUUCACGUUACCUCAGCCAGUUGAAACUUUCAUAUCCACACCACAUUCUUGUUAAGCGUGCGACUUCUGCGGAAGAUAACUUUGAAAGAGCCAUUCAAUCUGUUGCUUGAAGACCAGGUUGAGUCGAGUUGGGUUGGGUCGGCUACAGCAUGUAUCAUUUCGAGGUGGUCGGUGCUUGAUAAAUGGUACUUUUCACCUUGAAAACGACUGUUUUGUAACCUACAAGAAGAAUAUAUGAUGAUAUGAUUGAUCGGAAAAUUUGUGGUUUUGUUAGCAUUAAUAGAGUUGGAAAGUUUGAUGAUAGUUUGGGUUUUGGGUCAUCUUCUUGUUGGAUAACUCCAUAUGUUAAAUAUUUCAAGCAAAGUCAUUUAUUAUGAUGGUC
This is a messenger RNA of Pistacia vera, 1212 nucleotides long. Its product is annotated as coatomer subunit epsilon-1. Gene Ontology annotation, cellular component: COPI vesicle coat. Gene Ontology annotation, biological process: retrograde vesicle-mediated transport, Golgi to endoplasmic reticulum; endoplasmic reticulum to Golgi vesicle-mediated transport; intra-Golgi vesicle-mediated transport. The record is from RefSeq and is a predicted model, not a curated record. The coding region runs from base 71 to 940 and encodes 289 amino acids. The transcript is spliced from 7 exons. Gene Ontology annotation, molecular function: protein binding; structural molecule activity. Lineage: Eukaryota; Viridiplantae; Streptophyta; Magnoliopsida; Sapindales; Anacardiaceae.